Messenger RNA from Maylandia zebra (zebra mbuna), 1086 nucleotides. Lineage: Eukaryota; Metazoa; Chordata; Actinopteri; Cichliformes; Cichlidae. The record is from RefSeq and is a predicted model, not a curated record.
UCAGAGUGCAUUUUACUGCUUGCGAGAACUCUAUGUUUUUCUGAAAUGUGUUUGAAACGACCCUGUAAAGUUGGACUGGUUCAGGAGAAAUUAUGAUUGAAGAUGGUUUGCCUUUAUAGAAGGACUUACUGAUGAAGUUUAGAUUUAGUUUAAUGCGAUUAUAUUUGGAGGACGGAACACCAGUCACAGAACUUUUGUUGCUCUUCGAUGAAAAGUCGCAAAAAUAUCGGAGAGGAUCUGCUGCUCUGUGCGCAUGCGUCCUUCAGUCCGUCACUCGGAGGUUCCCCUCAGGCAGCUCGGAGCUCAGGUGGAAUAAAAACUGUCCUCCUUCUGCUGUAAAGGGAAACUGAGCGCUGCUGCUUGGGAGGCUGAAGAAGAACAUCCCCAGGAGAACAGAGGGACCCUCAUCACAGGGCGGGAACACGGCGCUAACCGGGCUAGCCGUUAGCAGCAGCAGUCCGUUUAAAGUGCUGUUUUAUCAGAGUCCGAAUCAUGGCGGUCCAGGUGUCCGAGUUCGACCAGAUCAAACAGUUUAAGGAGUUUCUGGGGACGUACAACAAGGUGACGGAGAACUGCUUCAUGGACUGCGUCCGAGACUUCACCACAAGAGACGUGAAGCCCGAGGAGUCGAGCUGCUCCGAGUCGUGCCUGCAGAAGUACCUGAAGAUGACUCAGAGGAUCUCCAUGCGUUUCCAGGAGUAUCACAUCCAGCAGAACGAGGCUCUGGCGGCUAAAGCUGGCCUGCUGGGACAGCCGCGCUGACCCUGAACCUGGGCCAGGCCGGGCCGUGCUGGUCCAGCAGAUCCUCCGGCGCUGUAAAAACAGACUCUGAAGCUGCGCGUGAGGACGUUUUGUUGUAGUUUCUGACCUGAAGCUCCGCCCCCUCAGAUUCUAUCUGCAGGGUUAGUCGGCUGUUCUGUGCAUCAUGGGAAAUGUAGUUUCAGAUUCUUUAUUAACAUGCAGAAUAUUCAUUUAAUGUGCACAUUUGUCAUUUUAUUGAACACAACGACCGACCGAUGUGGUGGUGAUGAUGAUGAUGAUGAGCUGACUUCAUUUUUCAUGUCUGGAAAUAAAAAUAAUCCGACA